Messenger RNA from Echinococcus granulosus, 2646 nucleotides. RefSeq names its product PR domain zinc finger protein. Gene Ontology annotation, molecular function: DNA-binding transcription factor activity, RNA polymerase II-specific; RNA polymerase II cis-regulatory region sequence-specific DNA binding. Bases 1 to 2646 code for a protein of 881 amino acids. Lineage: Eukaryota; Metazoa; Platyhelminthes; Cestoda; Cyclophyllidea; Taeniidae. The record is from RefSeq and is a predicted model, not a curated record. The transcript is spliced from 11 exons. Gene Ontology annotation, cellular component: nucleus. Gene Ontology annotation, biological process: regulation of transcription by RNA polymerase II.
AUGGUUGUCCUUCGUGGAUCUAGUUUCAGCCAUGACCUCGUACGAGGUCUAAGGAUGCUGAGUAUGAGAAGUGUUAGAUCAAAACGUAACGCAAAGCCCGAUGCUUCACGAGGCGUUACAAAUAAUGAGCUUAGGAUGGAUCAUGAAAUGUUUGACGCUGUUGAACAUCUUUCCGAUACGUUGAUAAACGAUACUUCUCGUUCUGUGGCCGCGAGUAUAACUAAGGAACACCAAAGAGCACGUGAGAAUAUUAAGGCUCGAAUAAUUUUUCGGAAAAACUUCAGGGGCCCUCCUGAGUUGACAAUUCUCACCUAUCGCGCUAGAGAGCAGAUUGCACAUUUGUCGAUGACCCAGCCAUCCGAGUGGGGUGCAGAAGCCGUUUCUGAAUACUUUCCCAUUUCCUGCUGCGGUGCAGCUUUACUCUUACAAAAGCAGAGGAAAAAUCCGCAUCGGUUUUUUCGUUCUCUCGAUUUUGUCGUAAACCAUGAUACUCAGUCAAUUAAGAAUUGGCUUACUCUUAUCGAAGUUAUUUGUACAGCACAGGUUGAAGAUCAAGUAAAGGCGAAUGAAUCCCAGACACUUCAAAUUUUAAGUACUCGUCUGCCCAGUGGUUUACGUUGGAUUGGAGUUGCGAACGUUUUGAAUAAGCUAGCCUUCGCCGACGGAAACCCAGCACUUCCCUAUCCACCUCAAACGUCCAUCGAAGCAUUUAGUUUCAUCAAAUCGCGCCAUCAACCGGGGUACUUCCAACAAAUUGCCGAAAGAUUUUGUAAACCCAUUGACACAACCAAUGAAUCCAUCUGUGUGCGAGAACAGCAAUUGUCUGUCAUCAAUAAACUGAUUAGUCUUUUCAGGUGCAUGGACUUUUCCGUGUUUACUCAACCUCUGUUGGAGGACAGUGCAUUGACCUUCAAAACAGUUUGUCGUAAUUGGUUGUACAUUGAUUCCAACUCACCGCAGCUGGCCCAGUCUCGGUUGCCAAAAACUAAGUCAAAAGUUGACUGUGAUUUUACGAAAAGCAUUCGUUAUAAGCGAGACCUUUCAGUCGGAUCAUUGAACGAGGAGUCUAUAUUGUCUUCCACAGAGGGCGGUGGGUACCGUCAUUCAGCCUUAGAAAACACAAUUCCAGGGCUAAGCCUCCAGAUUUCGCCGUCCAUGGAUCGGUGUUUAAGUGUACUGCCACCGAUUGACACCUUCAGUCACCAGUUCCCAUGUCUCGUGAUAUUGAUGUGCCACGGUUACUUGCAGGAAGUCGAGCCGAGAUUCAAUAGGCAGGAGGAGAGCAAACGUGGUUUGAAAGUGAAGAGUCGACGUAAUCGGACCUCAGGAGGCAUUCAAAAGCAAGCCAAACCCCUUUCUAUUUCUAAAAACGGCACUACUCUCGAUAAGCAUGGAUUCCCCUGUCCCAUACCCUCGUGCGUUCGAGCAAGUCCGGAAACUGCGUUCAAGCGACGAUAUCUCAUGCAAGAGCACUUGAAUUUCCACAGGAGGCAAAAGCCCUUCUGCUGUGAUCGCUGCCCUCAACGAUUUACUUCAAGGCAGAACCUCGCGCGUCAUCGCCUCAUUCACGCUGGUGUAACCUACACCUGUUCCGAGUGUCGUCACGUUUUCAUGCGAUCCUCUGAUCGCUCCAAGUGCUUGCGAAACCAUAGGCUGCAGAGAAUCAUUUCUGAACAGGGAACGAAUGCUAGGCCAGCUCCCGCAGUUGUGGUGCCUAAGAAUGCGUCGAUUUCCUUUCCCACCACUAUCAAUGGCCCUUACGUCUGUCCUUUAUGUCCAGAUCAACGGGGGUAUAAAUUGGACUCCUCUCUGCGAAAGCACAUGCGUCUCCACCAUCCCAACUACAAGCGCACCAUGGGCAUUCAAGUCUCACGAGUCGACGAGAUUCCUUCCAAGGUGGCUACCCAGCAGGUUGGAGACCCUCGAAGACCACCUUCGGAGACUGCUGUAGUUAACUACAGUUUGAAGACACCCGCAAUUGCCGUGGCAUCAGACCCCACAGCUUCUCAACUGCCAAUCAGCCUCGGUUCUGGUACCGGGGCCUACCUCCUAUCCACUGGGGAUAUUUUCUAUGCAGUAGUUCCUCAAUACACAGGAAUUGACCAGCCCAUCCCUGCUGUUGGGCCUGCCGGAGUAGAAGGAACUACUGAGCAGCGUCCCACCAUUUUAAUGGAGCUAGCUCCUGCUGGAUCGGGUGUAGUGGGAGAAGAGCCUCGACGGUCAGUUCACAGUGCCGUCUUGGGAGUCACAGAGGGACCCCUGAUAUUUACUCACUGCCUCCCUGUCGACCUCUGUACUUCGGCACUCUGCUUGACUGUCACUGAUCCUUCGCUUCCAACCUCCCUCUCCCCUACGUCUCAGCAUCCGGCAGUGAUUCCUGUCCAGACCAGGGUGUGUUCGUCGAUUGCUGGUGAAGGAGCCCUCGAUCUGACCGAGCUGCCCCAUGAGGUUAUCGAUCUGUCGCACAGCAACCCCGUCGACCUGAGCAGUGCGCACCCUCAUGCGUCGAGAUCCACGCUGUGGGAACCGGAACCGGGUUUCAGCUUCACCGAUCUCCUCAAUGUGGAUGACGAGGAUCCCAGAGGACUUCUUCUAGGUAGCGAAUUCGAGGUUGGAUUGGAUUUACGGCUCCCUGAACCUCUGUGA